This is a messenger RNA of Erigeron canadensis, 3572 nucleotides long. RefSeq names its product protein SMAX1-LIKE 4-like. NCBI's taxonomy places the organism in Eukaryota, Viridiplantae, Streptophyta, Magnoliopsida, Asterales, Asteraceae. The coding region runs from base 227 to 3349 and encodes 1040 amino acids. The record is from RefSeq and is a predicted model, not a curated record. The transcript has 3 exons.
AUCAAUCUCUAGCUAAAAUAUUUCUAAUUUUGCUUCAAGAUAGAUAGAUAGAUAGAGAUACAUAAAUAUUUAUAUAUAGCCUAAGAGGGUGGGGAUUAUAGAGAUUUUUUUUUUUUUUUGGUUCAAGAAAGGCAAAAAAAACCAACAUAGCUAGAUAGAUAGGGAGGUUUGAUCUUGUUAAAAAAAGAGGACAGGGUGUGGGGGGGUUGGGUGCUGGAGUCAAGUGAUGCGAUCAGGAGGUUGUAGUGUACAACAGACACUAACAACAGAGGCUGCUUCUGUUUUGAAGCACUCUCUUAGCCUUGCAAGAAGGAGGGGCCAUGCUCAGGUCACUCCUCUUCAUGUGGCUGCAACUCUUCUCAUGAGCUCAAGAGCCAGUAUUCUAAGAAGAGCUUGCUUAAAAUCUCAAAAUAAUAGUAGUACUAAUUCUACACAACAACAACAACCACCUCCUCUUCAUUGUAGGGCACUUGAACUUUGUUUCAAUGUGGCUCUCAAUAGGCUUCCAACAACACCUGGACCACUUCUUCAUGGUCAACCUUCACUUUCUAAUGCUCUUAUUGCUGCUCUCAAAAGAGCUCAAGCUCAUCAAAGAAGAGGUUGUAUUGAAAACCAAACUCAACAACAACAGUCAUCUUGUCAACAACAACAACAACAGGCACCAUUGUUGGCUAUUAAGGUAGAGCUUGAACAGCUUAUUUUGUCAAUUCUUGAUGAUCCUAGUGUUAGCAGGGUUAUGAGAGAAGCUGGUUUUUCAAGUACUGCUGUUAAAAGCAAUUUGGAAGAUUUCUCUUCAAAGUCAUUGACUUCUGCACCAAGAGUCUUUUUUGGAAGCUCUACUGGUGGUGGUGUUUAUUCCUCUCCAUCUUCACCAAAUAACUCUGAUCACACUUAUAACUAUCAUCUUCAUAAUCAUCCUCAAAAUCCAAACUUUUGGCAGACCCAUUUCUUGAAUCACUCUUCUGAACAAAACCCACUUUUUAUUUCACCCACAAAGAAAAACCCAUGCCCAGAAUCAGAAUCUUUAAAGAAAGAAGUCGCCUUGGUUAUCGAUGUUUUACUAAACAAAAACCCACGAAAAAACACCGUAAUUGUCGGCGACUCGUUAUCGAUAACGGAAGGUGUUGUGAUAGAGCUAAUGGGGAAGGUAGAAAAAGGAGAUGUUCCAGAAGAAUUAAGAGGUGCACAUUUUAUAAAGUUUCAGUUUUCAUCAGUGCCAUUAAGGUUCAUGAAAAGGGAAGAAGUAGAGAUGAAUUUGGCUGAUUUAAGAAGAAAAGUUGAGUCAUUAUCAUCUACAGGAAGUGGGGUGAUUAUAUAUGCAGGUGACUUAAAAUGGACAGUUGAUGAAAAAGAAGUUAUUGGUUAUAGUCCAGUGGAUCAUUUAGUUGUUGAUAUUGGUAGGUUGAUAUCACAAUAUAAUAAUGUCACUACUGAUCAUAAAGUUUGGUUAAUUGGGACUGCAAAUUAUCAUACUUUUAUGAAAUGCAAGAUGAAACAGCCUUCUUCUCUUGAGGUUCAAUGGUGUCUAAAAGCUGUUUCUGUUCCUUGUGGUGGACUUGGCUUAAGUCUCAAUGCAACAACACCAAGUGGGCUUGAAUCAAGGUUGAACAUGUCAAACAAGUCAUCAUGCGAAGAAAUGAUUGAUAGGAAGCCAUUGAUAGGCAGCAAAGAGGAAGGAGAUGAUGAUGAUAUGAAUUGUUGUGCAGAGUGCAACUCUAAUUAUGAAAAAGAAGCGGCUGCGGCGAAUAAGCCCUCUAAUACCAUCUUACCAUUUUGGCUUCACCCUUCCACACCUUCAUCAUCCCUUCACAAGGAAAAUUUAGUUGAGUUGAAAAAGAAGUGGAAUAGACUAUGCCAAAGUCUACAUCAAGGAAGGCAUAAUCUAAACAGCAACUACAUGAAUUCGUCGUCGUUAAUCGGCAACCAUAAUCAAGGAGUGGUUGGGAAAAGCUACUCUUCUUAUAGCUCAACACGUUAUCCCUUUUGGCCUAAUAAUACUAAUCAUUUCAAAAACGAUUUGUCAAUUUCUUUUGGUGACACGCUGAAGUAUCAAAAUGGUGGUGGAGAGCGUACUUAUCCUCGAUUCAGAAGACAACAAUCGUGUCACAUUGAUCUAAGUUUUCAGAAAGUUGAUCAAGAACAACCAAACUUGGAUUGUCUCAAGAGUAGACAAGAUGGUAAAGAAGUUAAAAUCACACUUGGUCUUGGAAAUUCAUCUCCUGAUUUGUGCAAAAGACAAGAUGAUGUGUACAAGUGUUUGCAAGAAAAUGUGCCAUGGCAUUCGGAGAAGAUGCAUUCGAUAGUGGAGUUUUUAAUGAGUUCUUCAUCGUCUAAAGGUUUCAAGAAAGAUUCUUGGUUCUUGGUUGAGGGGGAUGAUGUUAUAGGGAAGAGGCGAUUGGCGAUGGCGAUUUCAGAGGCUAUGUUUGGAUCUCAUGAUAAGCUUUUAUGCUUUAAUAUGAGAAGUUCUGCUAACAAAUGCGAAAAUCUUGAAAGGAUGCUGACAAAUCAAGUAAAUUCUGUUGUGUUGGUAGAAGAUGCUGAGUUUGGAGAUGGGAGUUUCUUGAAAUAUUUGAGUGAUGGAUUUGAGAAUGGAAAAUUCGGCAAAAAUGGUCAAGCUAUAUUCAUUUUGAGUAAGGGUGAUCAUCUUGAUGGUGACAAAAGAGGUCAUAUUUCACCGGCCCAAAUGAAAUUCAUCGUGAGUGAGAUGAAUCCUAACUCCGAAAUUGAUCAAAAGCGAAAGCCCAAAUGGGAUUCAGGUGAACUAAGCAAGAGAAAAGUUCCAAGAAUUGAAGAGUACGAAAUCAAGAGAGAUUUGUCAAGGGAGUCAAGCUCCAACACUCUUGAUCUCAAUAUCAAAGUUGAGGCACAAGAAGAAGGACGCAACGACCCGUUAGAGUUCAGCCCUAAUUCAAGUGACUUGACUCGUGAAAUGGAUGGUAGUCCUAGGAACCCACUCGGGUUUUUAGAAACAGUUAAGAGUCGGAUCGUGUUUGACCGGUCUCCGGCUCGGGAUAUCUUGAUGAGGGAUAGUUUUUUGUUCAAGAUGAAAGGGGUAUUUGAGCUAGUGUUUGGGGGUAUAGAAUUUGAUUUUGAUGUGGAACAAGUUGUGUUAGAUGAGGUUUUCUUUGGUUGUGGGGUAUACUUAAAUGGCUUGUUUGAUAAAUGGCUGAAAGAGGUUUUUCAAACAAGCUUAGAAUUGGUGAAAGAUGGGGGUAAAGGAGUAAAAAGUUUAAGGGUGUGUUUGGUGAUAGAUGAAAAAGAGGGGGGUGGGAUUGGUAUAGAAGAAAAAGACGAGGGGUUCAUGGGUUCGAAUCUCCCUAACAAAAUCAAAAUAUGUUUUAUUAUGUAGGAUUUAUCUUAAUUUUGUAAAAAUAUGUAACUUCCUAUAUAUUAAAUGUUCCUGUUAUAAUAGAUUAUGUUUUUUGAUUUGAUUCGAUGAUGCAAGUAAAUAGAGAACUUAGAAUAUGGCAAAUGGCAUGUACAUGUCUUAGAAUAACCUUUUUAUAAUCAUGAUUUAAUAUAUGAAUAUCAGAAUAUAAGAUGUGAUUCUGUUUGGUAUUAAAAGUACAAAA